Molecule: messenger RNA, 1740 nt
Organism: Ambispora gerdemannii
Lineage: Eukaryota; Fungi; Glomeromycota; Glomeromycetes; Archaeosporales; Ambisporaceae
Source: the annotation of a GenBank genome assembly
AUGUCAUCAUCGUUAGGCUUCCCAAGGUCAAUGUCAUUAAGUUUACCAAAAACAUUUUCAUUUUCUCCGUCGUCCUCGUCCGAAGGAAAAAGUUGCAAAAAAUCGAUACCAUCACUUGAUCGUUAUCUUACAAAUGAAGGUCAUCGACUGGUUGUUUCGUAUAUUCGAAACACACAGAUACAAAAUAACAUCAUAGGUGGCCAAUUGUUCAAAAUCGAAGAAAAUGAUAUCGAUGAACUGAUCAAAAGUUAUAAGGGAACUCCUACGCCAGUUUUUCACACACUUCGCUAUGACGAUCUUCAUUUGGCAUUACACGAGAUGAAGAAUCUAAGUAAACUUUUGAAAGGUGAUAAAAUCACAAAUAUUCAUACGCUUCAAUUAACGAAAAAUCAACUUUGUGGAACUCCGUUAAAGCUGUUUUUCAACGCACUACGGAAGAAUAGUACAGUCACAAAACUCGACUUGUCAUUUAAUUUUUUGGGUGAUCGUGAGGUGAAAUGGUUGGCUAAAGUAUUGAAAAAGAAUCAAACAUUACGGGAGGUUUAUCUGGCGUCUAAUAAAAUCGGGGUAGAAGGAGCGAAAUUGUUGGCGAAAGCACUUAAAGAGAAUAAUUCGCUGGAAAGAUUCAGUAUUGAACAAAAUCGAAUUGGCUCUCAGGGUGCAAUUGCAUUUGCCGAAAUGUUGAAGACGAAUAAAACGUUGAAAUAUAUUCAUUUUGGUGGUAAUAAUUUAGGUAUUGGGGGGACUCAAGUUAUUUGUGAGGCAUUGAAAGUUAAUCAAACUCUUCUGAGCUUGAGUCUUGAUGUUAAUAACAUUGGAAAGGAUGGGGCACGAUUAAUUGGUGGUGCAUUAUUAAUGAAUAAAACACUUACUCAUCUUUACCUUGGACGCAAUAAUAUCCAAAAUGAAGGUCUACAACAUAUUUGUCGUGGUCUCGAUCAUCCAGAUUCUGCCAUAAUCUAUUUGGAUUUGGAAUUUAAUGGUAUCGGAGGCGAAGGCGGAAGUGGAGGUGAAUCACUAGCAAAACUAUUAGACUCCAAAAGCAGCAAUGUUCCACGUGCAAUUAAUCUUGUUAAUAAUCCAGUUGGCGAUGAAGGGUGCGAGCAAUUAGCAAAAGGAUUCUACAAAAACACAACUCUUGAAUCGAUCAUCCUGUCACAUUGUAAUAUUGGACUACGUGGUAUCACUGCCAUCUCGGAAUCAUUGAUUGCUAAUCGAGGAUUACAAAAUCUUACUCUGGACAAUAAUAAUGCCAUUGGCGCUGACGGGCAUGCAUUAUUAGCUGAUGCAUUAGAGAAAAACACUACAAUCAAAGGCGUGCAACUCGACUACAAUUUCGCGGAUUGGGAACAUGCCGGGAAUUCAAUACAAGCAUCGCUUACCCGUAAUCAUUUCCUACAACAAGAGAAAUACGCGAUCGCUUCUCAGAUUCUCGUUGCCGCACGAACAAUGUUUCAUUCUUUUCCACCAAAGAAACUAUCGUCAUCAUUAAUGCAUCUUGAAUUCCAUGCACUACCAUUUGAGAUUCGUGAAAAUAUUCUAUUCGCGCUAGACGCAAACAAUGUGUUGACACAUUCACAGAAAAUAUCAAUUAUCAAUUUCGCAAGGCGAAAAGACACGCUGGGUACUAGUAGGGAAUCAUUUUUGUUGCAGGCUUUUCAUGUUUAUUAUCCAUUGACUUUGACAGUACGACUUUGGCCUACCGAAGCUUCGGAUUUUGAUUCUUCGGAUAGAUAUUAG